Molecule: messenger RNA, 1299 nt
Organism: Aspergillus melleus
Lineage: Eukaryota; Fungi; Ascomycota; Eurotiomycetes; Eurotiales; Aspergillaceae
Exons: 2
Coding region: 1-1299 (432 amino acids)
Source: RefSeq, a predicted model, not a curated record
AUGGAGUACCACUUCGUGCCCCCCGAGGAGCGCGCAAAAGACGACAAGGGAAAUCUUCUGCCGUGGGGAUAUGUUUAUAAAGACGAAGCCCGCAACCCACGACGACCGCCCGAGGAAUCCGGACCCUUUGGCCGACGACGAAAUGCUCGCUACGAACAUGCCCGCUCUCGAACACGCACCGGCACGCCCGCGAAGCGCGAGAACCCCAACGUCGCAGAGUUCGGACGGCUAUUCGCCCAGCAGCAAGAAGACGAGAAGAGCCGCACCAACACGUUGCCUAAGUCGUCAUCCUCCUCGAACCUUGACAGCCAGCGCAAGCAGACCGAGAAGGUAGCGACCGAGUGCAUCCUCUACGGCUACAAGAGCAAGGACUCGGAGUGGAAGGUCAUUGACAAGUUCGAGCGCAUCUCCGGCGGCUUCAUCUGUGAGGAUUAUCCGCGAACGGAUCCCAACUCGUCGGCUGGGUACGCGCAGCUGCUGAGCGGUGGGGACGUGGUGAUCCGCACGAAUCUGUCGGCGGAUGCGAAUCGGAAAUCGAAGCGCUAUGCGGGCGGAUAUCACUGGAUCAAGGUGACGUUUGACUCGUCGUUGGCGGCCGAUCGGGCUUGCUUUUACUCGCCGCAGGAGAUUGACGGACAUCAUGUUAUUUGUGAGAUUUAUCAUGGCCAGGGGCCCGCGGAGGAUGCGCCGAUUCCUGCUACUGCUGCUGCUGGGAAGACAGAUGCGUCGGCGUUGUUCAAGACGAACCCGGCGCGGACCUUGACGACCUCGCAUUCCACUACGUUUUUGCAGACGCAGAAAGGGAAAGAGCGCGCCGCUUCGACGCUCCCCAGGUCGUUUGCCAUGAACAAUCUAUCCACCGUGCCAGACGUCGAGGAGGAUGCGUCGUUCGCGUCCACCGCCACUGCCAGCUCCGCUACCGCCACGGGUGUCGACACGAUCAACAACCAGAACACCUCGUCGUCUCCGGUUCACCAGCGUAACGUCCCCAAGGACGUUCCCGUUCAAGCUCCCCAGGAGAAACCAGAGUCCGAGUUCAUGACGCAUAUUCCCACUGUGCGAAGGGCGAAGCUGCGACCUCUCGCCGAGGCCCUGCCGCCUCAGCCGACGGUGACGGAGCGGGUCCUGCGCUCGAUUCCUAUCCUUAGCUGGUUCACGGGCGAUAUCGUCGGCGACGGACCGCAGCUGAAAGAGGACGGGACGUUCGAUUACGACAAAUCAAACUCCUACUGGCGGUUCUGGAACAUGCUUGAUCGAUUCCUGGGGACGGAUAUCUGUGGAUUGAAGGAAGAAUCUUAA